Molecule: messenger RNA, 7840 nt
Organism: Mercenaria mercenaria
Lineage: Eukaryota; Metazoa; Mollusca; Bivalvia; Venerida; Veneridae
Exons: 11
Coding region: 4375-6966 (863 amino acids)
Molecular function (GO): protein binding
Source: RefSeq, a predicted model, not a curated record
CCCCAAAAGUGUCUAUUUGACCCAGCCCCAGGGGUUACUUGAUUGUACAUCGGAAAAUCUUCCAAAAAAUUUCUAAAAAUCAUCAGUUUGACAUUUGAAACAUAUAGCUCAUAUUACUCAGGUGAGAGGUCAUGACCCUCUUGUGACAUAUCUGUACCUUUAAGAAAAUUAAAUUGAUGAAAUCUAGGCCAAGUUCGAGAAUGGGUCAAAACCUAGGACACUAGGUCAAAGAAAAACCUUGUGUAUGCGAUAGAGGCUGUAUUUUUCAAUUGCUCUUCAUGAAAUUUUGUCAGAAUGAUUGCCUUGAUGGAAUCUAGGUCAAGUUUGAAUAUGGGUCAUCUGGGAUUAAAAACUAGGUCACUAGAUCAAAUUUAAGAUAAAGCUUGUGUAUGUGAUAGAGGCUGUAUUUUUCAAUUGAUUUUAAUGAAAUUUGGUCAGAAUGAUUGCCUUGAUAAAAUCUAGGUCGAUUUUGAAUGUUGGUCAUCUGGGGUCAAAAGUAGGUCACUAGGUCAUAUCAAAGAAAAACAUUGUGUAUGCGAUAGAGGCUGUAUUUUUCAACUGAUAUUCAUGAAAUUUUGUCAGAAUGAUUGCCUUGAUGGAAUCUAGGUCGAUUUUGAAUAAGGGUUAUCUCGGGUCAAAAACUAGGUCACUAGGUCAUAUCUAAGAAUACUUGUUUAAACUUAUGAGGUCACAUUUUUGGUCUAAUCCGAAUGAAAACUGUCCAGAAUAUUUGUUUCCAUGAAAUCACUAGGUCAAACAUGUUUUCACUGUUAUGAUAUGUUUCUCAGGUGAGUGACCAAGGGCCCUCUUGUUUUUCAGGUGUAUUUGCUUAACCCCAUUCAGGAGCAGCCAGAAACAUUUACGAUAUCCUCUUUGAAACUAUAUGUCAGACUUGCACCAAAUUUGGUCAGCAACACCUUGACAUGAGCGUCUUUUAAGUUUGUUAAAAUGGUUUUAUAUUGCUUCAUUUAGGGUCCGCCAGAGCAAGCAAAUAGGUCUUCACCGCAUCCUUGUAUUGACCUAUCUUAACUUUUCAUUCAAGAGGUUUACUUCCGCCAGAAAUAAAAAUACAAUGUAGAUCAUUUUUAAGUGAUUUCUUCCCACAAACUAAUAUUUGGAUAUUGACCAAACUUUGUCUAAAGCAUUUCUUUGAAGAAUCUUUCACAAAAUUGCGCAGAAGCAUUUUAGCAUGGGCGCCUUCCAGCUUGUUCAAAAUGUUCAGUCUGGUUAUCUUCAAUUUAAUAUGACUGUCAGAAAAAGAGAAAAUUAGUGGGUUGUGAAUGGUGAAUGACGUUUAAAUCCUCCUGGAUUUUCUGAAAUUGUUUUUUUAUGAAACGAUAACCUCUCAUGUGUAAGAAAAAUAUCAUCCUCAAAUUUUUAUGCCACUUUUAUGGUGGCCAUAUUGAAAAAAAAAAUGGCCACCAUUUUUAGCUCACAUGAGCACAAAGUGCUCAUGGUAAGGUAUUGUGAUCACGCUGUGUCCGGCGUCCGUCGUCCGUCAUGCGUGCGUCCGUGUGUCCAUCUAAUCAUCUGUCCGUCGUCAACAUUUGUGUUUAAACGACAUCUCCUCCAAAACCAAUUAAUGGAUUUUGAUGAAACUUGGCCGUGAUGUUUCUUUGGUGGUCCUCUACCAAAGUUGUUCAAACGUUUCCGCUUGGUUGCACAUAGGGGCUUCCAGAACUAAAAAUAGAAAAAACUUCAAGCAGCAUCUCCUCCUAAACUGAUGGUCCAAUUUUGAAAUAAUUUCAUACAAACGGUCAUUAUGUCACCCUCUACCAAGUUUGUUCAAAUUAUACUGGUUCGUCAAAAAACAUGGUCGCUGGAGGGCGUGGUCACUUUUCCCUACAUGUAUAUAGUGGAAACUUUAACUAUCUUCUUGUGUGAAACUGCUAGUCCAAUUUUAAAAUAAUUUUACACAAAUGGUCCUUGUGUGACCUGCUCCAAGAUUGUUCAAAUUAUAAUGAUUCAUCAAAAAACAUGGCCGCCAGAGGGCGUGGUCACUUUUCCCUAUAUGUAUAUAGUGGAAACUUUAAAAAUCUUCUUGUGUGAAACUGCUAGCCCGAUUGUAAAAUAAUUUUACACAAAAUGGUCCCUGUGUGACCCUCUACCAAGAUUGUUCAAAUUAUUUUGAUUCGUCAAAAAACAUGGCCGCCAGAGGGCGUGGUCACUUUUCCCUAUAUGUAUAUAGUGGAAACUUUAAAAUCUUCUUGUUUGAAACUGCUUGCCCAAUUUUAGAAUAAUUUUACACAGAUGGUUCUUGUAUGACCCUCUACCAAGAUUGUUCAAAUUAUUUUGAUUCGUCAGAGGGCGUGGUCACUUUUCCCUAUGUGUAUAUAGUGGAAACUUUAAAAAUCUUCUUGUUUGAAACUGUUUGCCCAAUUUUAAAAUAAUUUUACACAAAUGCUUCUUGUGUGACCCUCUACCAAGAUUGUUCAAAUUAUUCCGAUUCGUCAAAAACAUGGCUGCCAGGGGGCGUGGUCACUUUUCUUCCCUGAAUCAAUAAUAGCUAGAGCCUUGAUAAUUGGCGUGUGAUAUCAGAUUUGUAAUGUCUACCUUGAUUGUUCAAAUUAUUGCUCUUGGUUCAAAAGUGUGUGAGACAUGUAUAUAAUAUAGGCUAACAUAGAAAAAACCUAACUCUGUAUUUAUACCAACACUCAUAAAGCCUUGUACACAGGUGAGCGCUUUCCUUACUGAGUGUUUUGCCCCUUAUCCCAGAACACUCUAAGAAUAGCGGGGCAGCAGGGGUGAUCAGGCACUGCUUGUCAGUGAUGGCUGCCUGCCAUGCCUUCUCGUUUUGACGUAUCCAGAACCAACUGAACGGCUUUUCCGCUGUCUAUCCUAGAGUCUGGGCUGCUGAUUUCCUUGCUCUGCCUUUUAUGUCCAAGGCUCCGAGCAUCCUCCGAACUGAUUGGGCAGGAAGCCCUCUACAUCCUACCUCCACUGGAAAAAUCCAAGUUUUCCAACCCUGUAUAGUGCAUGCCUCUAGGUCAUGGUACUUUGCCCUUUUCCUCUCAUGUGCACGCCAGCUUUUGAAGUAGACCGUGUUGGUAUAUCCAGGCCUUGAACUUUCCAGGUAGUCGGAUUUGUCUAUUCGCCUUAGAUCCUCAUGUAGUUGUAGCUUCAACCUGCCCUGACAUGUUGUGUCCUUUAGCGACGAGUCAAACCAUUUUCCUAGACACUUUAUGGGGUUGCUUACUAGGGAAAGGAUCUCUUCUCCUUGGAACACAGUUUGAAUCUAUAUUUAACCUUCCCCUUCUUAACAGCCAAGCACAUUGACUUCCUUGGUUUGAAUGUCAUCCGUGCCCAAUGGUUUAGAUCAGAAACACAAAUCCAUCCUUUCAAAAAUCAUCAGAUUUCACGUUGUCAGAAAUGUCUUGAAACUUUGGCUUUCAUUCCGUUUCCUGUUCUGUUGACCAUUUCGCAUGAGUAAAAAUCAUUUCUUAGACACGCGCACUGUCAGAAAGCGGACUGGAAAAGAAAACCACACAAAACACCCAAUCAUUGUUCAGAUACGUGAUAUUUAUAUUGUCUGACUGCGCUCUCGUAACAUAGUAGUAUUAUUAUUAUUAUUAUAGGUCAAUACCAGCUCCAUAUCUUAUCAACCACUGAUAGGAUUUUCAUAAAAUAACCUCAUCAUUAAGUUCUAUAUCAAUGUCAAAGUCGUGUACAAGAUCUAUCUUAUUACGGGGUGAACGGGUUUUCCCCAUCAUUUAAUCAAGUGUUACAUUUCAUGGUGUUAGUCAUGACGUGUAUUCAACGUCAAAAGGUCAACAUCAUGUGAACGACAUAGGGUCAUCAUGGUGCUCUUGUUACCUGCUCUUUUCCUAUCCCGAGCAUAACUCCAAAUUUACCACGUAUAUUUCCAUGAAACGUGGAAUUUAGAUCAAUGAGAAAAUACAGAGUGCAAGAACCAUAACUUUAUUCUGAGAGUUUUCAAGUCAUCUCCCUUUUUGCAAUAUCAAGUGAAAUUAACAAAAUUGCGAUUUAAUUAUAUUGUUAUCUUCAAUUGAAAAUGGCUGGUUAUUGUGUGUUAUCAUUUGAUACCCACUGUCACAACAAUUUGUUAUCACUCUCUUGAUAAAAACAAUGAUUUGGUACAUUGUUAACAUGUUUUAUCAUUGAUAAUAAUUGUAAACACACUAUUUUAAUAUUUAAACAUGUUAAAAAACAAUGACAUACACAAAUGAUUUAAUUAUUAAUGUCAAUUAAUGGAAUACAACAGUUAUAAAACGUGUAGUGCUAAGGAAUUUCGUGUUCGUUUUUAAAUUCUCUGUUUUCAUUUGAUAAUAGAUCGAUAUAGAUGUGUGUAUGUCACAGAGCAGCAUGACUUAAUAUAAAGUGGAACUAUUUAGAUAACAACAGCUAUAACUAAACAUGGAGUGUCUAAAGCUACUUAUAGUCGUAUCUAUAUUUAAUGCUGGGCAGUUGGAAGAUAUUUGUAAAUCACCUAGGCAGUUAGUUUGUGAUACAUAUCUGAAGACAAAUGACAGCAAAAGAGAAUACAUGUAUGACGACACCAUUCAUUUCAAUUGUGAAGUUCUGAACAAAACAAAUAUCGACCGCUCAUUUUUUUUUCUUUGGCAUAAAAGCAGUAACGCCAUAAUUCCAGUCACUAACACCACAGGAAACACUGGUUUUAUAGAUGUAAAGGUAGUUUCCGAGGAAACAGGAGGAUAUUACAGUUGUCGCUAUGGCAACUGCACAGUCGACAGUUUACUUACUUUAUAUGACGUGAAGAUCGACAAACGCAGUAUUCCAUUGAAAAAUGGUACUGAAGUUCCGGACAUGAAGUGUAGAGUAAUUGAUUAUAAUAUGACUUGUGACUGGACAGUCUCAACGGAUCACAUAGGGAAUACCACGUGGAAAGUUUUGUAUAAAUCAGAAGGAAUGGACAGAUACAAAUGUUGUACAGCAAACAGAGAUGAAGACUGCCACUCAACAGGGAGCAGACGACAGUGUUUUAUACCAAAUACUUGUUUCUUUAUUCCUUAUUAUAUAACUCUGGCAGAAAUUUCAGAAGUAGGAACGCAUUUAUACCACUAUACAGUGUUACCUGACAACACAAUAGCAAUUGUAAAUAUAGAAGAUAAUGUAACAGUUAAACCAGGGGAAACGCCAUACAAGCUUGUGGUAGGGUUUACCUUGCACCGUCCACCGAUUUCUGUGGGCGGUAUGAAGUGUGACAUUUCUUACGAGUCUAAUCAGGAACAUGCAAUUGUCGGGAAUUCAACCCACAACAUGUAUCAAAAGAGCUUAGACGUGAACAUAACACUAGAUCAGCUUUCACCGUUCACACUUUACACAGUGGACAUUUCAUGCAAGCCACAGUUUAGCCCUUACUGGAGCAAUCAUGUGUCAGGUACUGGAAGGACAAAGCCAUUAGAACCUACAGCUGCAAAGAAGAUGAAUAAAAGCAAAAUAAUCGCGAUAGCAACUUCAUGUUCAGUCAUAAUAUGUCUGUUGAUAUUUGUCAUCAUAUCGUUCUUCAGAAGAAGAGUAACACACAUAAUAAAGAAUAACACAGUUUCAGAUGAAAUAAUGGACCGCAUUUUACAAGACUCUCCAGAUAAUUUACCCGCACAGAGUAACUCUUCAAGUUUGACAGAUGAUCAAACAAAUUUCAAAUCAUUACAGAGUCAGCAAGUCAGGACCAAUGCCGGUUUUGAACUGCCAACGCCUCAAAUGGAAAUGCAUUUGCGUGUUCCUACAAGUGAAUUAUCAAAAAGCAUGUCGGAUGAUUAUUUAACACCAGCCACCAAUUUUAAAAAACAUCUUAAUGAAGGACAUGGACUGUUUGCCACUCAAAACAAAAUGGCAACUGGUCAAAUCAGUGCAGAGCUCAGUAUUGCAACAAUUGAUGGAAACCUACAUAAUUUUGGCUGUAUGAGAGAUGAAUCACAGGAUAGUUUUGUAAGGGAAAACGUUAAAGUUGCAAGAGGCAUCACUACAAAUUUAGACAAUCCAUGUAAAAAUGCUACGUGUCAUUUGGCAUGUGAUUCAGAUGAUCUGCCAGAGGGAGAGUACAAUAAGGCGGUGUGUUUAUCCGCAGUUAAUUCUGCUAUUCUAUCUAGUAAUGGAUAUUUAGAAGCACAACGUCAUGUCGUUCCAAACAAUAUUUCCUCUACCUGGCACACGUUUGACACUGAUGACGGGCAUCCAGGAACUUCAAAUUCUCAGGUAAAUGAUUCUGUUGAUGUGUCACGCAGAAAUGAAUCCUUUGGGCAAACAUUUUCCUCAUGUGACGAAUACGUGAACCCUAGAGGAGAUGAAGAUGUUGAUUCCAAUCUAACAAAUAUAACCGAAUAUCAAAGAGCUGAAGCUUCAAGAACCUUUUGGACUGGGUUCUCUUCUACUAGUGACAUGCACUCCAACAAUUCAGAAAAUUCGUUAACUUCCUACUUCGCUGGCUCGAAUGUCGCCACUAGUGGAGCGACAGUUUACAAUGAAUCGCUUGAUGAAUACCACAAGGUAGAUAACACGGGGCAAACAGGUAGGGAUGAAGUCAUGGUAGUUGGGAGCACAGAAACUGUUGAGUCAGUUGAAAUGAUGGGUACAGAUAUGGGUGAACUAUCUGCGACUAUUAAUCGCAAUGAUAAUGAAAUACCAGAGGCAGACUCUACAACUGGUUUUAGGUCAAGAAAUGGACAAAGGCAUUACGAUGAAAAAGAUGUCAAAAUGGUAGAAAUUUGUGUCAAUGACAACGGCAUACAUAAUUCACUUACCACUGGUAGAAUGGAUACAAAGACUACUGUUUCAAAAAAAGAUGAAUAUGAUAAACAUUUCUCUAUGAAAGACAUUAAAAAAGCACUUGACAGUAUUGGUAAAAUAUUAGAAUGUGACGAUGAUCAAGAAUUGGAAAGUCCAUUUGAUAGUUAUGCAAUGGCAGACAUUGACUAUCAAAAUGAUAGCAAUUUUACUGACACAACUGUUCACGUAGAAGAUUAUGUUACAAUGUCAUCUCAGUAGAAUAGAAAAAUGACAUUUUAGCGCAAACUUCUUCAAGAAAAAAUAAUGGAUGUUUGUAUUUUAUGAUUCGAGUUAGAAUUUCAUGAGUUAUGUAUAGUUUCGUACCUACCUGAUUAUAAUUCUAAAAUGGUAAAAUUACUAGUGAUAAGAAAUAUGUACGAGUGUGUUUAGGUUUGUUUGUUUGUUUUGGGUUUAACUCCGUUUUUUCAACAGUAUUUCAGUCAUAUAACAGCGGGCAGUUAACCUAACCAGUGUUCCUGGAUUCUGUACCAGUACAAACCUGUUCUCCGCAAGUAACUGCCAACUUCCCCACAUGAAUCAGAGGUGGAGGACUAAUGAUUUCAGACACAAUGUCUUCUAUCAAAUAGUCACGGAGAACAUCCGCCCCGCCCGAGGAUCGAACUCACGACCCCGUGAUCCGUAGACCAACGUUCUACCUACUGAGCUAAGCGGGCGGGCUGAGUGUGUUUAAAGGACAAUUAUACAAUGACAUAUAUCAAUCAGAUAGCAUCAAUUUUAACGUAGAAACAGUUGUCUGUUAUUGAAUCUGAUGGUCGUUAUGCCUUUCAGUGUAAAGAAAAUAAAACCUGAAAUUAAAUUUAAAAUGUGAUCCAAAUAAAGAAUACAAACGAGAUCAAAGAAGGGAUCACCGUUUUUAACGUGUAGCAAAAACCAAUGAGGGUUGGGUCAAUACUCUGGAAUGAAGCUGAUACUGUAACCAGUCUUGAUGAUACAUCUGUGAAUUAAAUGUAAAGUUAAUAUAAAUCUAAUAUAAAUGUAAAUCCAAUAAAUCCAAUACAAAUAGCGAUCCAAAACAAAUGUAACUCAAGUAUUUAGAUUGUCAGAAGUAGUUAUCUGAAAAGAAAGACUGAAA